Messenger RNA from Drosophila ananassae, 4451 nucleotides. It is a transcript of the gene bdg, whose product is annotated as sodium-dependent transporter bedraggled. Gene Ontology annotation, biological process: sodium ion transmembrane transport. Lineage: Eukaryota; Metazoa; Arthropoda; Insecta; Diptera; Drosophilidae. The transcript has 8 exons. Bases 312 to 4286 code for a protein of 1324 amino acids. The record is from RefSeq and is a predicted model, not a curated record. Gene Ontology annotation, cellular component: membrane.
UCGUGUGCCUUCUCAACCAUAGUAAACUGGCCACCACCAACGCUGAUCUUAAAGCAAACGCCAGUCCAAAAGUGAAAAUAACUGAAAGAAAUUGUAAAGACUAAGGAGAAUCGAAAAAUAAUAGCCAAAGUGUCGAACCCGCGAUCGGGUGUGAGAAUUCUGCUGCAGUGAGCUGUAUCUGGGGCGCGGAAAUCGGAGUGGAAUCUGCUGCAUUGGAGUGGGGAAAAGAACACGACCCCAUACCAUCUCCGCCUCUGCCGGCGCUUGUUUUGCCAAUUUAACUCAACGGAGGCCGUUGGAAAUGCCCCAAGAUGUCCAGUAAGGAGCAGCUAGUCGCCGGCCGCGAUUUCAAGCGAAACUCAAACGCCUACGCCAGUCUGCCGGCCACAGGCUCGUUGUCCGGAACUCCUGGAAAACCGCGCAGCCGACAACAGCAGCUAGAAUCAGCAGCCGAACAGUAUGGGCUCUCCCGCAGCUUGUCCAGCGAGUCCCUCCGGCAGGCCUGCACCUACUACGAGGACGACCUGAGUGACGAGGACCUCAUCGAGAUCCGACAGACCCCGCAGAGCUUCCACCAUCCGCUGGCGAAGGCCGAUCUGGAAGUGCAACCAAUAGGCUUUAGGAUGGGCGAUGGCCGGGGAGAUACGGACGAGACCAGUGCCUUCUGCGGCAGCCAGGAGAUGCAGCCGGUUUCACUCAGCACGCCCGUCAAGCAGGGGGCGGAAACGGACGAAGCUCUCUGCGUGCUUAGCGAACUGGACGCCAUCCUAGAUGGGCACGACGCCUCCCAACUGUUCGGUACCGGUUCGUCCUCCGGCAGCGACGACGACAAGGUGGAGGACUACCUCAUGGAUCUCGACAAUUAUCUGGAAGAAAUGGAUAAUGCCCUGAGCCGCGAGGAGUCGCUCAUAAUCAUGGACAGGAACUGCGUCAAAACGGAGUCCAGAACGAGGACGCUACCCUUGAGCAUGAAGCAGAAAUCGAAUAUGAAGCGCGGGGCUACUUUAGAAGCAACAUCGCACGAGGAUUGCCAAAAGGAUCCCCACCUAAAGAAAUUCUAUAGCUGUUCUCUAAGGGGCUCGAGUCAACCAGCUUCUUCCAGUUCACCCUUGGAGCCAGCCUCUGAGCCCAUGAGGGACAUAUGGCGACGCCAGUCCAUGCGACGCGCCAUUGAGCAGGAGGAGGAGGCCACCAAGUCCUCGAUCAGCGAGGCAACGGGGGACAACCUGCCCACCUUACUGGUGGAGCUGCCGCUGCGGCGGGAAGAAGCCGAAAUGCGACGCUGCUACUCCCAGAGCGACUGUCAGGGAGCGCCAGCCCCAAUGCCCAAUGGCUCGCAGAUGCUGACGGAUGCACACAUCUUUGACAACCUGCUGCAGGUGACGACGGCCCGAGCCUCCAGCGAGGAAGCGCGUCCCCGCCAAUACGGCCGGCGCCUGGAGGGUCCACCCACGCCGGUCCGUUCCUUGGUCAUUGGUCAGAAUCGACCGCAGAGUGCCCCGAAUCGAGUCCAGACAAGGGAGCGGCCGCCCCCAUUGCAGGAGACUCCAACACACGCCUGUUCGGAAAUCAGCUCUGCGAGGUCCUCGCGCAUGCACAGCCCCGUUUCGCUUCCCUCGGACAGCAGCAGCAGUAGCAGCUCUGCAGACCAAGAUCAGGAACAAGACGAUCCGGUGCAGACCACGACCAUAUGUAGCGCCACCAGCACCACGCCACUGGAGCCAAUGCAGCACCCCCUCCAGCUGCACGUGCGCGAAAAGUUCGGCUUCAACAGCCAGUGGCCGCAUGCCGGAAGUCGGACCAUGGCGCUGAUUGGGUGCACGUUGGGGGUCUUUAAUCUCUGUCGCUUUGCCGUUCUGACCAUUAACUUUGGUGGCAACUUCUUGCUGCAGUUCCUAUUGCUGUCGGUUGUCUUUGGCAUCCCGAUCCUCUGGCUGCAAAUGUGCUUGGGUGCGAAGAUUCGAGCAGGACCCGUCUCCAUGUGGAAAAUAAGUCCAAUUUGCGCCGGCGUUGGCAUUGCCCUGGUGAUGGUUCAGUGCUUCCUGGCCUUGUACUCGACAGUGUCGUUGGCUUGGAUCCUGGUCUACUUGCGCGACGUUUUCCCAACAGCUUCUCGCUCUAACUACCGCUGGCAGGAGCUGGCCUUUCCUUAUCGCUACGAUGCGUCGAAUUUCACGGGUAAUCUCACUCAGACUGUCGCCGAAUACUUCAAUGUGGUGGUGCUGCAGCGGCUCCAUUUGACCAAGCAUCCGGAUGCGAGUGGCGUGCGAUUCCAUGUUAACGAUCGGCAGCUAGCCUUCUACUUGGCUCUGAUCUGGACAGCCGUGUUUCUCAUACUCUGCAAGGGGUUGAAGUCCUUCGGCAAGCUCUCCUACCUUAUCUACAGUCUGCCGUUGGUGACCCUUGCCGUGGUGACUGCAAAGUUUGCCUACGUCGUGGAUCCCAGGAGUCUGCAGAACGUCUUCGCUGCCAGCAACUUUGAUGACUUUGUGGUAAACUCCAACAGCUGGGCAGCGGCCACCCAGGAGACCUUUCUCACGUGGGGAUUGCUGGGAGCCUCGGUCAUAGCCAUCACCAGCAGAAGUCAUGCCAGUGCCGGCAAAGGGGCUUUGAGGAGAGACGCUAUAUUCCUUGUUCUCAUUUCUUUUCUGGGUCUGGGACUGGUGGCUAUGCUGGCCUUGUGCUGCGUCCAGAUUCUCUGGCAGCAUGGAUACGUCUAUGUGCCUGGGUCUUUCGAAAACGCCGAUUGCUACACGUCCAUUUACUCCCUGCAGGCGCACACCAACCCCAACCUGCUCUCCUACCCCCCUGCACUGAUGCCGCACUAUUCCUCCUUCAUUGGCGAGACCUACCGCAGGAACCUUACUGUGAUCCACGUGGAGAGUGGCUUCCAGGCCCUGCGCUUCAUAUCUGAGCUGUUUCCGGCCGUGCUCUCUCUGGCAAGCGAUAGUGUCUCAUGGGUUUGGGCCGCCGUGUCCUUCAGUUGCUUUGCAGGAUUCGGGCUGGCGCAGCUGUGUGUGAUGUGGAAGCCGAUUUCGAGUGCUCUGGGCAACUCGACCAGUUCCGUGCUACUAAGCUGCGUGACUGGCCUUCUCCUAAGUAUUCCCUUUGCCACUGAAAUGGGAAUUUCCAUUUUAUACUACGUGGACUUUCUGCUGGGCGGCUCGUGGUUCAUCCCUAUCAUCUGGACAGCACAGAUCUUUGGCGUAUUCCUGAUUCGAGGGCGUCCCUAUAACGGCGACGAUCUGGUCAACGAUCUGAGACUGUGCGGCUCGAUGUCAGCUUUUCUGGCUUUGUCCUGGAACGUUCUACUGCCCAUUGGCCUGAUUACGCUCUCUGUAAUUGAUUACAAGGCCUCGCUCUCCAACCAAUUCUAUUACUGGCGUGGGAAAUCCUACUUCUCCUACUGGUCGCGAAAGAUGGGAAGCCUCAUCCAGAUCGGAGUGCUUCUUAUCAUUCCUGUGACUGCUAUUAUUCAAAUCUACCGAUACCUGAGCAAAGGACCCCCGGAUAUACUAGAGCGUAUUCAGCUUUUGUACCGGCCCCCGGAAGAGGGCGAAGAGUCUCGACGCCCUUCAGCCCGUCAAGGCGACCUUCAGGGCCGUCGGAACGCUAUGGGCCAGACAGCCGAGAGGGCGCAGCAUGACGCUCAACACGAUGCUCCUCCCAAGUACACCCCACCUCCGUCCUACACUACAGCCACUGGAGCGAGACUGGCCAAACUUCUACGGCAGAGCAUACGGCGCAGCGUGCGCAGGGUGCUUGGCGACUCCAGUCGCACUCGUCCUGUCCUGUCCAUUGAUGCAGAAUCCGCAUCUCCCGUGUCGCCGCCGGACUACCUGACCAUACUAACCAAUCCGGCGGGCAGCACAUCGAAUGCGGACGCUUCUACGGCGUCUAGUAGUAGCCCCGUGUCUAUAGAAAUCGGAUUGCGGCCGGCUAGUUACGCACAGCGCUCGCAGUCGCUUGGGAGAAAGCUCCAUCGCUCGGACACAUUGACCGUAGAGCGCCGUCCCUACACGGCAGAAGAUGUGGUGACCAUUUUGCGUUCUUCGGUGCGACAUCGCCAGUCCUCCAGAGCCGCGGGGGAAACCGCCAGCACCUUGCCACGUCCUCCAACAGCAGCCUCCAUGUCCAUCCAUAUGGAAGACGUUUCAUUCCGCUCCAUCGAAAACCUCGUACUGAAUGCCGAACCACUGGAUAGGACCCCCGGCGUGGAACUGGAUCUGGAACAAGAGGCUGGGCAGGCGGACGAGUGUGCGCAAAAUAAUACAUCUGUGAUUUAACUGACUAAUAUCGUAGCGUAACUCUCUUGCGAAUUGCAUAUCCACUUGCUUUUUUAGACUUGAUUAGCCAUAGGUAUAAACAGAAUUUUAGCAAUACUUUUUAUUUACGCGAAUAAUAACGAAUAAUUAGUUGGUAUGGUCCGAAGACAUACUUUUUUAUCCAAA